AUGGCCGGCCAAUUCUUUUCAGUCUUUGAGCUUGCCUUUCGCAUCGUCAUGUCUGUCACUCCACCUGGCGCGAUCAUCGACCUCCCUAGACACAAUCCCAUCAGUUCUUUUCUCUAUGCAAAUGUGCCAACCAGAUACUGGAAGCUGUACCACCUAUUCGCGGGACACCGAAGUCAUCGGCUCACCAUGCUUCGAAAACUCAUAUUUUCACCAGAGACUCUCACACUACCAAGGCCUUUACCAACACCGAGAGCCUUGCGCGAAGAUGAGACCAUCGUGUGGGAGCGAUACGAAGGCAUCGACGAACUCCGAUAUAUAAAAAGAUUCCGUUCUCAUGACAAACCAAUUCACUCGGUAUAUCGUAUGUGUGAGUUCAUCUGCGUAGACGAACACAACCAACUCAUGAUCGAGACCGACUACUUCCUGGCCAGAACGAACUGGCUGCUCGAGCAGAUAGCCGAUCCGGAUGAAGAUGAUCCAGAGCGACGUGCUUUGCUGGCCGCGACCAUCGAAAGUCUUGUUGACGCUUUCAACGAAAAACACGACCUUGGAGUGGCACGCAAAGACGUGGUCGUCCCGAGACAAGCGUGUCCGAAAUGGGUUGGAGAAGUUCCUGCGCUGGACCGCUUUCUUGACUUGGUUCGAGAAGAGGAAGAAAUCUUCGAGUCGUCCAUUGCACGAACUGAUCCUUUCACGUUGCGCAACAUCAGAGCACAUUCGGCGCAUAUUUUCAACUUUUGA
Messenger RNA from Aureobasidium uvarum, 741 nucleotides. Lineage: Eukaryota; Fungi; Ascomycota; Dothideomycetes; Dothideales; Saccotheciaceae. The record is from the annotation of a GenBank genome assembly.